This is a messenger RNA of Cyclopterus lumpus (lumpfish), 9601 nucleotides long. Its product is annotated as neuron navigator 1-like. Gene Ontology annotation, biological process: neurogenesis; neuron migration; nervous system development. Gene Ontology annotation, molecular function: ATP hydrolysis activity. The transcript is spliced from 32 exons. The record is from RefSeq and is a predicted model, not a curated record. Gene Ontology annotation, cellular component: microtubule cytoskeleton; axon initial segment. Bases 313 to 7152 code for a protein of 2279 amino acids. NCBI's taxonomy places the organism in Eukaryota, Metazoa, Chordata, Actinopteri, Perciformes, Cyclopteridae.
GAGACAAAGCAACAGAUCAUGUGAGUGUGUUUUGAUGCUUGUGGCUGACUUUGGAGUGAGUUUCACACAUUUGAAUUGCCUGCAGGGAGCUUAAAAAACAGAAGUGCUGCCUUGACAUUAAUCUUCCUGUCUUGGUGAAUGGAGAGUAACUGUGGCCCGAUGGGAAUGCAGUGGUGAGGAUGCAACAGUGAUCCAGGAAAAAACAGCCCAUUGUUUCUGGGACGUCGGAGACGUGUGACCACUCUCCUGCAGGCUCUGGCUGCUCGGCCUAUCGACACACUGACGGACCUCUUACACCAUUGAGAGGGCAGUAUGAGUGGGGGAGUCAAUGUAAAAUCGGCCCCCCGGGCUCCUCUCUCAUCAGGAAUCCCCCUCCCACACAGCCUGUUGCUCUCCUCCCCCAAAGCAGACACCCGCCGCCAGGCUAGUGACCUGCCCAGGCCGUCAACACAGAUCCCGAAACACACACCCACACACAGUCCCACACACAGUCCCAGGCACUCUCCUUUACUUUGCCCACGGAGCUCCAGCAUCCCUGGGCGUUCCUCCAAGGACCCAAAGAGGGACGCAGGCCUGAAGAGUCAGCUCUUCCAGCGGAUGGGAGCUCUACCUGCACCCCAGGUGUCAUGCUCUGCCUACAGCAGCCCGUUAACCCAGCGCAGGGUACCGCAGCAACACUCCAAAGACAUACUGAAUCUGGGUAAACCCUCCCCGGCUCACAUCCCCUCACAGUUUCCACACGACAGCAAUCGCAACAGGAACACCGUCACCAACCAGAACCAAACAUGGGGAUCCAGCAACCUGCGUCCACCGCUUCAGUUCAAAAGAAGAGACAACUCCAGCACUGGAUCCCAGGCAACGCAUGAGCUCAUGACACAAAGAGAGAAAGAGCCUUCAGAAAACCACCCAGCCCAGUCCCCCAUGUUAAAUAAUGGUUACCUCUGUCCCUCUCUUGCUCAAAUGAGCUACGAGCAUGCCAUCAGAGGUUGCAGUGACUCCACUAGCCAAUCAGACGAGGAGAUGGGCUCUCCUGAAGAUAGCAGUCCAGCCUCCUCUCCUUGUCCCCUGCUGCCGCCACCGAUCACAUUCACCAUGCCAAUAAUGUCCAAGGUGGCUGUCGAUAUGUUGGCUCAGAGCCUAAAUAAGGAGGCUGUGUCCACAGAGACACCCACACCCAGAGUCAACAUGGCUACUGUGGCUCCCUUCAGCUACCGGCUGCAUGCGCAGGAGAGCGAUUUUUCAGUGGAUGAACUGAGUGACUGCUCAUCUGGAUCCAUCGAAGUCUGCUGUGAUGACCUAACACUAGGAGGGAUGCUGGAGGCUAAUGUGGCUAACAUUAGCAUGACGGCCAAGCCCAGUGAGCUGGACUUAAGGUCUGCUGCUGUCUCCUGCCAGGAAACUUCAGCCCAGGCCAUGGCCUUUAGGAAGCCCCCAUCCAAGCCUUCCGCUUUACCCCCGGGACAUUCACGUACCUCUGGGUCAGAGCUCAAGGUCUACCGGCCCUCUUCUGGAUCUAUCCCUAUCCCAGUUCCCAAUCCGUCCAUGCUCCGCAAGCAGCGGUCACUUAACAACUUGUGUGUGCUCACUGAUGCUGAGAAGAAGCUGCACCCGUACCAAUCUCCCCGCUGGAAUGAUGAUACGAGCCGGCCUGGCACAGACACCAACAAGCCGGGCCAGAUUAAAGCAGUUCAGGCUGGGGGUACCAGACCACCACUUUCUAGGACCCUUUCAAAGUCAGAACAGUCUCUUUUCCAGGGUAAGCCCAAACAGUUUUGCUCCCCAUCGGUGACUUCUUACGGAAACAAGGCAAGUCGAAUCCCUGCCCCUGGUAAACCACGGGGACCCUUUGCUGAGGUCAAGCCCAUCAGCAAGGCCUCUGAAGCAGGCCAGAAUUCAGACAUAGACCUUGCAGACAACCCAUCUAAGGCUAACUCCAAUGGAGCUGGGAACACUGGGACUAAUGGCAAGAAACUAGGGGAGAGGGAGAGAUGUGCAGCUCUGUCAGCAGAAGAGAAGAAGGACAGGAAGGGGAUAGAGGGAGACGAUGAUAAGAGCUUUCUGAAGGUGGACCCAGAGUUAGUGGUUACGGUUCUGGGAGACCUGGAGCAGCUGCUCUUCAGCCAGAUGCUUGACCCGGAGUCCCAGAGGAAGAGGACCGUGCAAAAUGUUCUGGACCUUCGACAAAACCUGGAGGAAACCAUGACCAGCCUGAGAGGUGUGCAGCUCAGCCACAGCUGUGUGGAGGGGACCAUGUGCUACGACAGUGAUGAAGCUGCUGCCUUCUCAAUUUCAAGUCUAUCAAACCGCUCCUCUCCGUUGUCAUGGCGCCAGGGUCAAGCCAGCCCCCGACUACAGGCUGGUGAAGCCCCGUCCACAGGUAACAGCCAGUUGGACGUUCCCCUCCGGAUCAGCCACACUGCUCGUAUCCAACUAAUCGAAGCACUGGACAGCUCAGAUCCGUCCCUUCUGAAGGGAGAUUACCUCAGAAACAGCAACCUCGGCACUAAGAGUCCAAAUGUGGGUGAUGAAGAUGAUGAUGAAGAUGAUGAUAUUGAUGAUCUAGGAAAUGGUUGGGAUGAGAGCAGCUCCAUCAGCAGUGGUUUGAGUGACGGCUCAGACAACCUCAGCUCUGAAGAGUUCAACACGAGUCCCACUCUCAACUCCCUUCCCAGCACACCCAUCGGCUCCCGCAGAAACUCAGCUUUAGUGAUGCGUACGGAUGCAGAGAAGAGAUCUCUGGUGGAGAGUGGUCUCUCAUGGGACAGUGACGAUACCAAACCCAGCCAGAAGAGCCAGGGCAGCGGCGUCUACGAUACAGGGAGUCUCAAGUCCGAAGCAGCCAAUAAAUGGAAAAAGACGCGGACACAGGGGGUGGGGCGGGAAGGAGGGAAGGGCGAACUGAAGAAACCUCAGACCCUGGGUCAAGGAAACGUGCUGAAGAAAGGAAGAAACCCACCUGUAGGAGUCACUUCACCGAUAACACACACCUCUCAGAGUGGCCUGAAAGUGGCAGGUACAGUAAAGUCAGACGGCAAGCCAAUGGAUAAGUCUCGGUUAGCAGUGAAGACCUCCGGCCUUCAACGCUCCUCUUCAGAUGCCGGUAAAGACCUAAGAAAUGGCAGCGGUGCUGGUGAGCAACGCAAACCUCCGUCUGGCCUUGUCAGGCCCUCAACCGGGGGAAACUUUGGCUUCAAGAAGCCUACCACAGCUUCCAAUAAUGGCACAAACAAUGCCAGUCUGCCCAUACCCUGUGGCUCUGCAACUGUAGGGAAGAUUCCCAAAACUUCAGGUAUUCCUGUCAAACCAGGGGCUGGGGGUGGCAGUGGAGGACGUAAGACUAGUCUUGAUGUUUCAAACGGCGACCAGAGUGGUUUUCUAUCUCCAAAUGCCAGGACGUCUCUCCAGUACCGCUCUCUGCCUCGCCCGGCAAAGACGAGCACCCUGACUCUAACCCGGCCGAGUUCAGCUCGCCCAGUGAGCAGUACCAUGGACACAGGCUCAGGGCUGAUCAAACCACCACAGGGCUCGAGACUCAAGGAGCCCGCCUCGGGACUUGGCUCUGGGUUGAGUAAGGCAGGUGGUCGUGGGAUCCCAAGUCCUAGUCCUGUCAAUCAGACAGACAGAGAGAAAGAGAAAGAGAGGGCCAAAGCCAAAGCUGUGGUAUCUGACUCUGAGUGUGGAGGUGGGUCUCUGAAGGGCAGCCCUGCUCUGACCCCCUCAGAGAACGGAGGGAAGCUACAGGGGCUGAGACCUCCCACAAGUGGCAAAUGCAUGGAUCUGCCCUCACCCAACACACACAGGUUAUCAGGAAUGCGCAGCCUGGCAAAACCUCCAUCCAUGGCCCAGCUUGACAAGCUGAACUUAAACAGCCUAGAGAUGGGAAUUCAAGACUCCCUGCCACCUAAGAUUCCUCCCUACUCUAAGCUCCAGGACCUGGCCAGCUCAGCAGGCAGCUCCACUGGCCCCCGGCUGACCCCCAGCCCCGCUCCUUUACUCAAUGUGAACUCUUCGGCCUGCUUCUCAAGCUCACGGACUGGGUUGGGGCCGAGGCAGGUCUCUUCUCUUGGGGUUCAAGGAAGCGGAGGGAGUACCUCUCCCCUGCUCUACCCUCGUCUGUCUGGGCUGCAUCGCAGCAUGGAGUCGCUGCCCCUCCAGAUGAGUCUCGCCCCAGAGCCCCGAGAGAGGGAGAAGGCAAGGGAGAGGGAGAAUUUGGCGAGAGGCUACACCACCUUAGAGUCCCGCCACAAAGAUAGACAGGAAGACAGAGGCCCUCCUGCCAUCUGGAGCUCUGGAAGUAAAGUCCCAUUGUCUCUCACAGACAGUUCUCAGAGUAACAGAAACACGCUGCCAAAGAAGGGUUUAAGUUUCAGCAGUGCCUCCCAGGUUGAGGAGGAAGGGAAGGAGAAAGGAGAGAGGAGACACUCUCAUUCUAUUCUCAGUAUGACCGACUCACUCACUCUUCCUCUGCUGUCCUCACCCACCUCCUUACCCCGCACAUCUAAGACCAGUAUGGUACCCAGCCCUGUCGGCGGACCUCCGAGGAUGAUUCGUUCCAACAGUAUUCCGACACACGAUGCCUCUCUGGAGCUGUACGGGGCCUCACCGCUGGGCAGCACAAUCUCGUUGGCUGAGCGCCCCCGCAGCAUGGGAAUGGUUCGCUCCGGAUCCUUCAGGGACAAGGAGCCCGACGAGGUUCACGGGUCUGUUCUUUCUCUGGCGUCUAACGCCUCGUCCAGCUACUCCUCAGUGAGUGUGGGCGGCAUACAGACUCAGCAAAUCCGUAAACUGAGGAGGGAGCUGGAAUCGUCGCAGGAGAAGGUGUCUAAUCUGACGACGCAGCUGACAGUAAACGCAAAUCUGGUGGCCGCCUUUGAGCAAAGUUUGCAACUUAUGACAACUCGGCUGCAGAGUCUGUCAAUGACCCAGGAUCAGAAGGACACAGAGUUGUUGGAUCUGAGGGAAACCAUUGAGGCUCUGAAGGACCGGAAUGACGAAGCCCAGGCUGGCCUACAAGGAGCCUUAAACACCCCAGAUAACAUGAAAGACAUGCGGAUUCGACGUCAGAACUCAUGUGAGAGCAUCUCCAGUCUCAACAGCCUGACCAGUAUGUCGAGUCUGGGUAGCUUGAAGGACCAAGAGGCAAAGAAGAAGAAGAAAAAGAGCUGGCUGAGGAGCUCCUUCAACAAGGCAUUCAGCAUUAAGAAAAGCUCCAAAACAUACUCAGACAUUGAGGAAAUUGCCACCCCCGACUCCUCAGCUCCCAACUCCCCAAAGAUGCUCCAUGAGGGGGCAGAAGAAGUAGAAAACCAGUUUUCAUCCCUGAAAACAUCGGCCUCUGCCACCUCUUCUGUGAUCAUGGAGACUACGGAAGAGGGAGACAAUGAGGAAGCGGCGGUGUCGGACUUACGCUCAGAACUGUGGGUGAAAGAGAGAGAACUGACAGACAUCCGACUGGAGGCCUUAAGCUCUGCACAUCAGCUGGAGCAGCUCCGAGAAGACAUGAACAGCAUGCAGUUAACGGUGGAGAACCUUAAGGCGGAGAAUGACCAUUUAAAAACCGUCUCCGGUCCCACCUCUUCCACCUCCCAGCCUUCAGGCCUGGCCUCUCUCCUCGGGUCCUCACUGAGGCAGCCGAUGAGCAUGUCCCUCACCAAGUCCUUCAGUCUCAGUCUGAAUGAUUGUAAAGAUCCCGACGUGUCUUCUGUUGACACGCUAAGUGUGUCUUCCCAGCGGGAUGAGGAAUGUGCACGUGUGCUUGUCCGCAUUGGAGAUCAAGUAGAGGACAGUAAACAGCAACAGGAGUUCUUCCUUGGAUCGGUGCUGGUCAGUGCGAGAACUGGCUGGUCCUGUCUCGACUCUAUGAUAUCUAAGAUUUUCAAGGACUACCUAACUCAAGUGGACCCGACUGGCAGCCUGGGUCUGACCUGUGAUUCGCUGCACAUGUUCCAGCUGACCCCGGGAGUGCAGAGGGUGAUAGGAGGGGACACACCUCAAGCCUCACCUUACCGUUGUUUCAGCAGUGGUUCAGCUAAAAUACUUGUCACUUUGAAAGGUCUCAGAGAAAAAUGUGUUGACUCCCUGGUGUUUGAGACUCUGAUUCCUAAGCCGAUGAUGCUGCACUACAUCAGCUUGCUGCUGAAGCACAGGCGGUUGGUCCUGUCUGGGCCAAGUGGGACAGGAAAGACUUAUCUGGCUCAGCGUCUGGCCCACUUCCUUCUCCAGCGGAGCCGGACUGACUCAUCUGAGGCCGACCAUGAGACCUGUCUCCUCGGGUGCAGCGCUGCUGUCACCUUCAACAUGCAUCGUCAGUCCCAGAAGGAGUUGCAGUUGUAUCUGUCCGAUCUGGCAAAUCAGAUCAACAGAGAGAGUGGAGGAGAGCUGCCGCUUGUUGUUAUUAUAGAUGACAUUAGUGAUUCAGCAGCCAUCACUGAGCUUGUCAAUGGAGCACUCACCUGCAAGUAUCACAAAUGUCCUUACAUCAUUGGGACAACCAAUCAGCCUGUGAAGAUGUCCUCUAACCACAGUCUACACCUUAGCUUCAGGAUGGUGAUGUUCUCCAACAACGUGGAACCGGCUAACGGGUUCCUGCUGAGGUACCUGCACCGUAAAGCUGUGGAAGCCUACCAGGAGAAGGAGCAGGACUCUGCACGCCACCAGGCUCUUCUGCGAGUGUUGGACUGGAUCCCUCAGCUCUGGUACCACCUCCACACUUUCCUGGAGAAACACGGCACUUCAGACUUUCUCAUAGGUCCCUGCUUCUUCCUGUCCUGCCCAGUAUCAGUGGCGGAGUUCAGGCAGUGGUUCAUUGACCUGUGGAACCACUCCAUUAUACCGUACCUGCAGGAAGGAGCCAAAGACGGCAUUAAGGUGCACGGGCAGAAGGCAGUAUGGGAGGAUCCAGUGGAGUGGGUGAGGGGGACUCUCCCAUGGCCAAAUGCACAGCAGGACCAGUCCAGGCUCUUUCACCUACCUCCCCCCAGCAUAGGUCCACUGAAUGAAGAGAAGAAGCCCCCCAAAGAUACACCUCCCCCCAGCACACUGGAGUCAGAUCCACUGAUGGCAAUGCUGCUGAAGCUCCAGGAGUCGGCCAAUUACAUAGAGUCUCCAGAGCGGGAAGGAUGUCUGGAUCCCACUCUGCAGGCUACACUGUGAGAAUAAGAUCCGACUGUCAGUCAAUCAAUGGAACUAUGGACUCUUCAUUAAGACUGACACAGCGGGUGCAGUCCCAAUGAGACUUCAAAGACUCAAUCAUUAACUUAACUGUGUGCUCAGUGAGCAGCUACAAAGCUAAAAGUAAAGGAUCUAUAGGGAGAGGGAUUAUGGAGGAAGGGUCCGCUCUGCCCUGCUAUCAGAAAGACAAUUAAACUGCUUUCAGAGGAAGCUGUGAUGAUCAUGUCAGGGAAGGAAGUCAAAGUGUCUCUUCCCAGCCCUCAAUUUGUUCCAGAUGGGUUGUUGUUAAAUCUGCAAGUGCAUGGUAACCGGAAUAGUAUGAUGCAAAAUAUUACUUAUAAUUCCAUUGAUCAAAGUCCAUUGUUUUCUUUUUUCUUCUUCUUGGCUGCCACAACUUUCACCACACACUAUAUUGGUGCUUCAUUUCAUAAAGAAAUUCACCUCAGAUGUAACUCUGAAUCCCUCAAAAGUAGGUUCAUCCCUUGACGACAGCUAAAAAUGCACUUUAUUUUUUACUCGUGGUAAUUGGAUUUUAGGAGGCUUUGUCGGUGACUGUGUCUAGCAGAAAUCAUGCAGUUCAUUCAUAAUUCCUCUAGAUGGCAGAAUCUACUCCUGCCUCAGUGCUCUCCUGGUGUUCUGACUUAUCAAAGGUGCUCAGUAGAGCAUAACACACAUUUAUAACAGAGCUAUGAAAAUGGCCUUGAAUGUUUUUCUUCUCUUUAGUUCAGCCAUUGUGUCAUUAAUGACUUGAAUAUCAGAACAACAAAGCUGUAAGACUAGCAUGCAUGGGUGAAUAAUGAAUGGAAAUCAAUAAAUCGGUUUUAGGGUCGACCUAUAAAGAAAAUGUAAUAAUCGGUGGACUCGGUAGGCACUGGUUUCCAGAGAAACUGACGUUGACCCUACUCAACAUAUUGUAUUGUAAACAGACAGAAUGAACUGCUUGUUUAUGUAAUCUGCCCAGCCGGCCUAACAUUUCGGGCUAUGCUUGCGUAUAUUCUGUAUUUAGAUAUCAGUUUCAAAACACAAAGUUAUAUUGUGAUAGAUGAGGAUACAACUUUGAAAAUCUUGAUUUUGUAGGAUUUUAUACUGAGUCAUCUUCAGCGAUCAUCUAUAUACAGCAGCUAUCACCUAUGUAUACCCAUGCCAUUAUCGACAGCAGCAGGAAACACUCCCUUCUUCGCUGUCUUAAUCUUACUCAUUCACUAAAGUGAAAAACAUCACUAAAAAAAAACUGCCAUUAAGUGAUAAUAUUCAGUAAAAAAAAAAGUCCUUCCUCGUUGCAUUUGCUCCUUCUCACGCAUUGUUUUAAGAGUAACUAAGAGUAAGGGCUGGGUGAUCAGAAAGGUUGAAAAUAAUGUUUUAGUGUCUUCCUCCCUUUCCUCUCCUUCAUGUGUUUAAACAUAAUAUAUGUCAGUGUCCUAGAUUACAGAGAGUAUUCAUUGUUUACAUCUGGACUGUCCUUGUGAAGGAAGAAAGCAAGUAAAGAUGUGUACAAGGAGGAAACCUUUACCCUAAGUACCUCAGACUGCCAUAUUCUGUCCAGAUGUUCCUCUACUGUCCAAACAGGGUGCUGGUGGAAAGAAGAGACAUGAUGCCUAAGUCUAUCUGUGCCUGAUACACAAUUGGCCUGAAGCUGCUUUCGAGCUGCUUUAAUUUACCACACGGAGGCCUCGAUUAGAGGAAACGUCAUCACUUCCUCUCACCGACUCUGAUGUCACUUUAAUGUCAUCACCUUGAUGAUUUAGGUAGAGAGUGGGUUAUAAAUGUUGACCUUUGGCUUGUAUUCAUGGUGAUAAGCUGUUCGCUAAGAUGUUGUGUCUGCCAGUUAACUCUGCAAUAGAUAAUAAUGCGUGUCAUGGCUGGGCUGCCUGUGUGCGAUUUGACACCAUUUUAAAUCUAAGUGUGAAAGACUUGACAUCUUGGAGUUGCCUGAGAGUUAAGGCAGAGUAAAAACUGCUAUUAGCCCGGAAAUGUAAUGUAGAUGCAUGUAUCUCUGCUGUGUUCCCAAAGUUUCAUUUCAUUGGACCUACCACACUUAACCUUACCAUGGGAGGGAUUUUUAUUAACUGGAUAUCUUCCUCUUUUCACAUUGUUUUUAUUAAGAGCAGAUCUUUGUUUUUAUUAUGCAAAUAUUUGUAAAGGUUCCUCUCUCUUUUGUACAUGACAUCAUUAUUGUAAACACUGUAAAUAGUCAGUGCAUCUGCGACAACAAUCACUAAAAUGUGUAGAGAUCUAAGACAAGAUUGGCCCCUGUAUGCAGAAAACGGGCGUCCUUGAUGGUUGUAUUGUCUUCCGUCCAUGGGAAGGCACACUUGGCUUAAAAGGGAGCCUAAUAAUGGUUGUAUGGCAUGUCUCUAUAAACACAUCAAACCCCAUAUGUCAAACAUUGAGCAAUGGACAUAAUAAAGUCAUGCCAUUCUUCACAUCACUA